Arthroderma uncinatum is the source of this 1314-nucleotide messenger RNA. RefSeq names its product deubiquitination-protection protein dph1. Gene Ontology annotation, biological process: ubiquitin-dependent protein catabolic process. Gene Ontology annotation, molecular function: polyubiquitin modification-dependent protein binding. The transcript has 2 exons. Gene Ontology annotation, cellular component: cytosol. The coding region runs from base 1 to 1314 and encodes 437 amino acids. Lineage: Eukaryota; Fungi; Ascomycota; Eurotiomycetes; Onygenales; Arthrodermataceae. The record is from RefSeq and is a predicted model, not a curated record.
AUGGCGGAGAACGCGGGAGGAGAGGAUGCUCCCUUUACUUUUCACGUCAAGUCGUCGGCAGAGCCAAAGUACAGUCUCACGCUGAAGCCGUCGUCGACCAUCGCCGAGAUCAAGCAGAUUCUCACCGGCGCAGAGUAUGCGAAUGUCCCCGCAGACCGCCAGCGGCUGAUCUACUCCGGGCGCGUCCUGAAGGAUAACGAUACGCUCGCCUCUCACAAGGUCAAGGAAGGCCAUACGAUCCAUCUGGUCAAGAGCUCUGCAGCCAGCCAGAGUCAGCAGUCUGGGUCAUCGUCUUCGCAGGCGCAGGGCCAGACCGCCAGCAGGACGAACACUCCAUCGACAACAGCUCCCCCGGCCGCUGGUGUCCCAACCAACCUCGCAGCCGGUACGGGGAACUCCAUGCUGGCUGGACUGACGGGAGCCAGAUAUGCCGGCUUCUCUCAGCUUCCCGGUGCUGGCAUGUUUGGUCCAGACGGAGGAAUGGGACCUCUACCCGACCCAGACCAGAUCCUAAACAUGAUGGAAAACCCUCAAUUCCAAUCCACGAUGAACGAAGCUCUCCAGAACCCUCAGGUCAUUGAUAUGAUGAUACAACAGAAUCCGAUGCUCCGCGAUGUACCCAACGCCCGACAGAUGCUGCAGUCUCCAGAGUUCCGGAGAAUGCUCACAGACCCGAACAUGUUACGGUACAUGACACAGAUGCAGAGAGCCAUGGGCCAGGGCGGUGGCGGACAGUCUGCCUUCCCUGCACCAGGCGUCACCAACACCACCCAGCGCGAAGGCGAGAACCAGGACGCAGCCGGGAACCAAAAUACAGGAACCCAGCCCCCGCCGUUCAACCCUUUCCUCGGCAUGCCUGGCGCCGGUGCCGGUGCUGGCGGGAACCCGUUCGCCUCGUUCCUGGGCGGGAUGCAACCACCGGCAGCACAAGGCGCCGCUGGAUCAAAUCAACAGCAACAGCCAAACCCGUUCGCCUCUCUAUUCAACCCGGCGAUAUUCGGCCACCAGCCAAACCCCAACGGCCAGGGACAGCACGCCCAGAACCCGUUCAUGCAGAACCCAGCUCUAUUUUCUCAGCUUAUGCAGGCUAUGGGUGGCCCCGGAGGAGAGGCAAACAGCCCGCUACAUUCCAUGUUUGGCGGCGGCCAGCCAGCUCAGCCGGCGGACACCCGUCCACCAGAGGAGCGAUACGCAGACCAGCUUCGGCAGCUGAACGACAUGGGGUUUUUUGAUUUUGAUAGAAACGUUGAAGCCUUACGGCGGUCUGGAGGCAGCGUCCAGGGCGCGAUCGAACACCUUCUGAACAGUCCAUGA